Daucus carota subsp. sativus is the source of this 964-nucleotide messenger RNA. RefSeq lists its product as uncharacterized. Lineage: Eukaryota; Viridiplantae; Streptophyta; Magnoliopsida; Apiales; Apiaceae. The record is from RefSeq and is a predicted model, not a curated record. The coding region runs from base 115 to 759 and encodes 214 amino acids. The transcript is spliced from 2 exons.
AUUGGAGCCAUCAGAGCGCAACGUCGUAUUCUUCACACUUCUCCUAUACUUAUAUUUCUAGGGUUUUCGGAUUGUUUAACUAAAAUUCUCACACAACUGAUAGGGCCAAUCAACAUGAGCUCCAAUCAAAUCAAUAACAGCGGCACGAUGUUUAGACAAGCGAAGAUUGUUGAUUCGAUUGGCAGUGAUUGUCCUCGAUUGAAUAAUAAUAACAACAAUUUGGUUGUAAGAAGUCGUCGUCGCUUUUUUGAGUGGGGGCCUUGUAAGGUAACGGUGAUUCCAAGGGUUCCAGUUCCGAGGAUUCGAAGGAUCAAGAAAUCAAAGCAUAAGUCCAGGCUUCCGGGAUUCUUUCACUCGCAGCUCCGAAUGAUGAAAGACUGGAUUGCAUAUCUGCCACUUGUUCCUGUCAUUCAUCAGUUUGGUCAAUCUAUGGCUUACUUCGUUUGGGAUGAGGAGGUAAAUCAUUUUGACAUGUGGGUAUUGAAAUAUGAUCAUAUAAAUGAGUUUACGUGGGAGAAGAAGAUGUGUGUCACUCCAAGUAUACAUGUUGAGGAGGAAGUCUUGGGUGUGAGGAACAACGGUGAUCCAAUACUUGCAAAAUCUAAUAAUUUGAUUUCAUACAGUCUUGAGAGCCAUCAAGCAAAUGGUUUCGUUGAUUCAUGGGAUCGUUGGACUCCCAAUUCCCCGUACAAUGGAGGCAAUGGACCACCUUAUGUCAUUAGGCCUUUUGUAGAGAGUUUGGUUUUGCUUAAUGAUUGAAGAAAAUUGCAAAAAUUAUCAAGUCCGAAGCCUUGCUACUCCUAAAACUGAGCUAUCGAUUUUUGUGGAUUUUAUUUUUUGCUUGAUAAAAUUCAGAGCAAUUGAUUUAUGAAUAUAUCUGAUCAUGUUUUUUUGUUUAAGAAUUACCCUCGUUAUACAUGGUGGUAACAAAGAUUGAUAUACCAAGUCAAAUCUCAUUUCUCAA